UCGCCUAGCAACCAGGAACAACAGUGGCCCAGAGCGCGCGCCGGCCGCAGCGGGUACAGUUCUCCAGGUCUGAGGAGCCGCUGCUCUGAGGGAUCUCCUGGCAGAAUGGGUAAAAAGAUAAAGAAGGAAGCAGAACGUCCUCCUAAGGAUGUGUUUGAUCCAUUAAUGAUUGAAAGCAAAGAAGCAGCAACUGUGGUGUUAAUGCUUAAUUCUCCAGAAGAAGAAAUUUUGGCUAAAGCAUGUGAAGCCAUUUAUAGAUUUGCUUUAAAAGGUGAAGAAAAUAAAGCUACCCUCCUUGAACUUGGAGCUGUGGAACCCUUAACUAAACUGCUCACCCAUGAAAACAAAAUUGUAAGGAGAAAUGCUACUAUGAUAUUUGGAAUCCUGACUUCUAACAAUGAUGUAAAAAAAUUGUUAAGGGAGUUAGAUGUCAUGAAUUCUGUCAUUGCUCAGCUUGCUCCAGAAGAGGAAGUGGUUAUCCAUGAGUUUGCCAGUCUUUGCCUGGCGAACAUGUCUGCAGAGUAUACCGGCAAAGUGCAAAUAUUUGAGCAUGGUGGGUUAGAGCCACUCAUCAGACUGCUGGCCAGCCCAGACCCUGACGUGAAGAAGAACUCUACUGAGUGCAUUUACAACUUGGUCCAGGAUUUUCAGUGUCGAGCUACACUUCAAGAACUAAAUGCAGUCCCCCCUAUAUUAGAUCUCUUGAAGUCAGAAUAUCCAAUUAUUCAGUUGUUGGCUCUCAAAACCUUAGGUGUUAUUACAAAUGAUAAGGAGGCACGGGCGAUGCUAAGGGACAAUCAAGGAAUGGACCACCUUAUUAAAAUCCUAGAAACUAAGGAAUUGAAUGACCUUCAUAUAGAAGCACUUUCCGUGAUAGCAAAUUGCCUUGAAGAUAUGGAUACUUUGGUGCUCUUUCAGCAGACAGGGGGUCUUAAGAAGCUCCUCUCAUUUGCAGAAAACUCUACAAUUCCUGAUAUUCAGAAGAACGCAGCAAAAGCAAUAACUAAAGCAGCUUAUGAUCCUGAAAAUAGAAAACUCUUUCACGAACAAGAGGUCGAAAAAUGCCUUGUGGCCCUUUUGGGUUCUGAAAAUGACGGAACGAAAAUUGCUGCCUCCCAAGCUAUUUCGGUGAUGUGUGAGAAUUCAGGCAGCAAAGAAUUUUUCAAUAAUCAGGGGAUUCCACAGUUAAUUCAGUUGCUCAGGAGUGACAGUGAAGAAGUAAGGGAAGCUGCGGCCCUCGCCCUAGCUAAUCUGACCACAUGCAACACGGCGAAUGCAAAUGCUGCUGCUGAAGCUGAUGGUAUUGAUCCAUUAAUAAACAUGCUGUCCAGUAAACGAGAUGGAGCCAUUUCCAACGCUGCUACAGUAUUAGCGAACAUGGCAAUGCAGGAGCCCCUGCGUGUGAGCAUACAGAACCACGAUGUCAUGCACGCCCUCAUCAGCCCACUCCGUUCUGCAAACACGAUCGUGCAGAGCAAAGCGGCUCUCGUGGUGGCUGCAACCGCAUGCGAUGUUGAGGCCCGGACAGAGUUAAGAAAUUCAGGCGGCCUGGAGCCGCUGGUGGAGCUCCUGCGCUCUAAGAAUGCAGAAGUGAGAAGGCACGCCAGCUGGGCGGUGAUGGUCUGCGCCAACGAUGAGCUGAUGGCUGUUGAAUUAUGCAGGCUUGGGGCUUUAGAUAUCCUUGAAGAAGUUAAUCUAUCAGUAAGUCGAAAAAAUAAAUUCAGUGAGGCAGCUUAUAACAAAUUGCUCAACAACUACCUGUCUCUGAAAUAUAGCCUGACUGGCUAUUUGUCAUCAAGUAACAUAAUUAGUGACGGAUUCUAUGAUUACGGUCAGAUAAAUCCCGGCACCAAACUUUUGCCUUUGAAGGAUCUCUGCUUACAAGAACCAAGUGAUCUACGUGCUGUACUCUUAGUUAACAGUAAAUUUGACGUUUCUCCACCUCCAUGUAUGGAAGAUAAGUCAUCAGAUAUUGGUUAUGGACGGAGUAUUUCUUCCUCAUCUUCUUUAAGAAGAGCAAGCAAAGAAAAGACGAAUACUGGAUUUGGAUCUCCCACAGAAGACAAAUCAGAACCUACUUCUGGACGAAAUACUGCUCUUAGCAAAAGCACCACUAAGGAGAAAAGAUCAAGGAAAGACCGAGGGAAAAAAGAAGAGGAAAAAGUGAAGGAGGAAGAGGAGUUUGUGGCAGCCCCAAAAUUGGCCGGAGAAGGGAGCCCUGAUAAAGAAUGGUACCCUCCCUCCGACCCGGGCUUCUGUGUUUAUGUGUAUGAAGUGACCAAGUCAAUAUUUCCCAUAACCAAUAUUAAGGAGCAGAUUGAGGCUCUUGCAGAGUAUGUGGCAGAAAAAAUGGGCGGUAAAGUUUCAAAAGAGAAACUACAUGAUUUCAGCUGGGAACUUCAUAUAAGCGAACUAAAAUUUCAACUUAAAUCCAAUGUUAUACCAAUUGGACUGAUCAAAAAAGGAAUCUUCUACCAUCGAGCUUUGCUUUUCAAGGCGCUGGCUGAUAAAAUUGGCAUUGGCUGCUCUCUGGUUCGUGGGGAGUAUGGCAGAGCCUGGAAUGAAGUUAAGUUGAUGAAUGAAUCUCGUAAGGGACUGAUUGAGGCUCUCCCUCCCCCUGAGGUGUAUAUCGUUGACCUCAUGUUCCAUCCAGGCGAGUUGAUGAAGUUAAGAAGUAAAGAGGCAGAUCUUUACAGAUAUCUCUAAGGUACCAAAUGAACAAAAAGGGGUUCACACAAGAAGUGCAUUAUAUACACUUCUUACGAAGUUCACCAAUUGAUUUUAUUUCUUUAAAUAAAAGUAUUAGAAAUGUUCUCUCUGUGUAGAAAUGAGGACACUUGGAUUGAACUUGGUGGUGGUGGUGGUUCUGAUUUCAGGUUCUUGGCAAGAGUUCAGUCUGAUUAGAUCCUAUUAUGCUCACUGUCCCUCAUGUAAAGUUUAUUAUUGUCAAAAUUAAUCCACCCCACUAUUUCCCGAGGAGCCUCUCUGCCCUUUGGGAAUCAUGUGGUAAAGCACCCAGCUGCCGGCCGCUGUUCCUGGGACAAUACCGUGGCCUCAUGCCUGUCAUUCUUCACGCCCAGAAUGGUUCAGGAACACUUGGUUAAAUAAACUCAGUAGUAUUUUUUUUUUUUAAAGAUUUUACUUAUUUAUUUGACAGAGAGAGAGACAGCGAGAGAGGGAACACAAGCAGGGGGAACGGGAGAGGGAGAAGCAGCCUUCCCGCUGAGCAGGGAGCCCGCUAUGGGACUCGAUCCCAGGACCCUGGGACCAUGACCUGAGCCAAAGGCAGACGCUUAACGAUUGAGCCACCCAGGUGCCCCGUAAACUCAAUAGUGUUUUAUGUCUUCAGUCACCUUGUCCCACUUUCUUAAAGUCAGAUUAUUGAUAGUUCGAAUAUGUAUAGAUCGAUUUUAGUAUUACAAAUUCCUUUCUAAAAUUUUUUUGUUCACACUUAAAACAACGUAUUAUUAAGAACACUGUCUAAUAUACUUCACUGAACUAAAAAUCUUUCUAAAACCCAUUCCCAUAAACUGUGUUUGUCUUUGGUCCUAUCUUUGUUUUACUUGAAGAUAUACCUCCAGUUAAAAACAAUUCUGAUUUGCUUCUACACAUUUUCAU
Messenger RNA from Mirounga angustirostris (Northern elephant seal), 3618 nucleotides. It is a transcript of the gene ARMC3, whose product is annotated as armadillo repeat containing 3. Bases 106 to 2706 code for a protein of 866 amino acids. The transcript is spliced from 19 exons. Gene Ontology annotation, molecular function: protein binding. Lineage: Eukaryota; Metazoa; Chordata; Mammalia; Carnivora; Phocidae. The record is from RefSeq and is a predicted model, not a curated record.